Erpetoichthys calabaricus (reedfish) is the source of this 4064-nucleotide messenger RNA. RefSeq names its product myotubularin related protein 9 (gene mtmr9). The record is from RefSeq and is a predicted model, not a curated record. The transcript is spliced from 11 exons. Lineage: Eukaryota; Metazoa; Chordata; Cladistia; Polypteriformes; Polypteridae. Gene Ontology annotation, biological process: negative regulation of autophagy. The coding region runs from base 255 to 1904 and encodes 549 amino acids.
UUCUUUUUGGGACUGUUAUUUUGUUUGCGCCGGGUUUUCCCCCUUAUCCGUAGUUGUCAUCCGUAGAAGCAGGCAGGCAAGCGAGCAAGCGGUUUCACGUCUGGAUAUUGCAGAAUCAGGGGACCGCCAACUUCAGUAAAAUGUGCUCGCCUGUAGGGUGAACAAAGCUCCGAACUUUUCUCCUCCUUUUCUGCUGACUGAACACCUGUGACACUGAGAACUCCAGAACAUUCUUUGCAGUGCUUAUUAUAAACAUGGAAUUUGCUGAACUUAUAAAGACACCCCGGGUGGAUAAUGUGGUCCUGCAUCGUCCUUUCUUACCCCAAGUGGAGGGAACACUGUGCCUCACAGGCCACCAUCUCAUACUUUCCUCCCGACAGGACAGUACAGAAGAGCUGUGGCUUCUACAUUCCAACAUUGACUCAAUUGAGAAAAGAUUUGUUGGUUCCAUGGGAACAAUUAUUAUAAAAUGUAAGGAUUUGAGGAUAAUCCAGCUGGACAUCCCUGGGAUGGAAGAAUGCCUAAACAUUGCAAGCUCAAUUGAAGCUCUGUCUACACUGGAUUCUGCCCUUCUUAUGUAUCCCUUUUUCUAUCGGCCUAUGUUUGAAGUGGUUGAAGAUGGAUGGAAAUCAUUCCUACCUGAGCAGGCAUUUAAGCAUAUUGAAUCUAUGACCAAUGAGUGGCGACUGAGCCAGGUGAACAAGGAUUUUAGUGUCUGUCCUUCAUACUCACCGGUGGUCAUUGUGCCCAAAUCCAUUGAUGAUGAUACGCUACGCAAAGUAGCCACAUUCAGGCAUAUGGGUCGCUUUCCAGUCCUCAGUUACUACCACAAGAAGAAUGGCAUGGUUAUGAUGCGCAGCGGGCAGCCCCUCACAGGUACCAAUGGGCGGCGCUGCAAAGAGGAUGAGAAGCUGAUCAAUGCUACCCUUCGAGUUGGAAAGCGUGGGUUCAUUAUCGACACCCGAACUCUCUCUCUCGCUCAACAGGCCAAAGCUAGGGGUGGAGGUUUUGAGCAGGAAGCCCAUUACCCACAAUGGAGAAGAAUCCACAAGACCAUUGACAGGUCCAGUAUCCUUCAGGAGAGCCUAAUUAAACUUGUGGAAGCAUGUAAUGACCAGUCUCAUAACAUGGAUCGGUGGCUGAGCAAACUGGAGGCUUCCAACUGGCUGACUCAUGUCAAAGAAAUUCUAACUACAGCCUGUCUUGCUGCUCAGUGUAUAGACAGGGAAGGUGCAUCGGUUCUCGUUCAUGGAACAGAAGGGACAGACUCCACACUACAGGUGACGUCACUAGCGCAGAUCAUUCUUGAUCCAACCUGCAGAACCAUGCGAGGUUUUGAGUCACUGGUGGAGAGAGAAUGGCUUCAGGCAGGUCAUCCAUUCCAUGUCCGAUGUGCUCAGUCAGCCUACUCCAACAGCAAGCCAAAGUUGGAAGCUCCAGUCUUCUUGCUGUUCCUGGACAGUGUCUGGCAGAUAUUGCGUCAAUUUCCAUGUUCGUUCCAGUUUAACGAACACUUCCUGAUCAUGCUCUUUGAACAUGCCUAUGCCUCCCAGUUUGGCACCUUCUUGGGCAACAACGCCUUUGACCGAGUGAAACUGAAGCUACCUGAGAAGACAGUGUCACUGUGGUCCUGGGUCAAUCGUCCACAGGAGCUGCACAAGUUUCUGAACCCUCUAUAUGAAAGUAACAGCCUAGUUAUUUGGCCAUCUGUUGCACCUCAGAGUCUUCUACUUUGGGAAGGUGUUUUCCUACGCUGGAACCGUUCAUCCAGGUAUCUAGAUGAAGCGUAUGAGGAGAUGAUCCAUAUCAUUGAAUACAACAAGGAGCUGCAGACAAAGGUGAAUGCCCUCCGCCGACAGCUAGCUGAGCUAGAGACAGAAGACCCCCUGCUGGAGACUCCCUAGUGAGCUGCUGGACUGGCAAAAUUUGUCAACUUCAUGUUUUUUUUUUUUUUUUUGCUUUUUUUUUUUUGUUUUGUUUUGUUUUGUUUUAAGUCCAACACUACACUAAAGACAAUGCAACCUACAGCGGUCUGCCAUGUCAACCGAGCAUAACCUGCAAUGCAGGUUUCUUCAUUUGUUCCCUAGAAAUGAGCACCACUUUUAACAAACCCCGAUGUUUUAAUUGUUCUCUUGGCUAAUUUUAACACUGCAGGUCCUCGAUUAGUCAAAGCCACAUUUGAAUAUGCAGGAAACAGUGACUGUGAAGUGCUGAAUAAUCACAAGUGUGGUGAAAAAAAUCAAAAAAGAGCAGACACUUGGUUUCAUGACACUGUAGCACAUCAUCCUCCAGGACAUGAGUGGUCUUGAAGCCGCCUGUUCCAAGAAAAGGGUUUGGCGGAUGUUACAGCCAUUUCAUCUUUUUGAAGGCUUUGACAGCCUUUUGUUCCCAAUCAGAAAACGUCGCACACUACUUUCUCCGCAUUGUCAUGUGUUUCUAAUUCUGUAAGCCUGGAUUACUGUAUUAGUGACUGUUGCUUGUUGAUCUCUACCUGCCAUGCCACUCUUGGGCCUUUUUGUGCUUACAAGUUUUGGUCCAUAAUCAUUUGCUUGAUAGAUGAAACACCAUAUAUAUAAUGUUAGGAAAAAAAGAAGGCACUUUGACCUGCAUCAUUCAUGGGUUCUCUUUACAGGGCAUGAUGUUUGACACCUUGGCACCAGGGUGUGUUGGGUAGUUUAUAUAGAAUCAGGCUUUUUCAUCAGAUAUGAAGUAAAUGUUACAAUUUAAUUGGAAAUCGAGGACCCGAUUUCAGUGGCAAAUGGAUGUCCCAACUCCUUGUUAAAUAAUGUGUAUAAUCAAAUGUAAGCCCACUGACCUAAUGAUUAGAUUCCGAGUUUGUUUGCAUUCAGACUACAGUACACCUCAGCCCAUAAUGGCAUCCAGUAAAUUAAUGCGCCUUAUGGGUAAAGGCUAAUUCAUGGCAUUAGUUCAGAAUGGCACAAAUGCGUUUUAGUGCACCUUAUUAAUAUAAUUAUAGAAAUGAUGUAAACUUGCUUGUAUUUCAAAAGGCAGGCCUGUCGCAUUCUCUCACGUGUGCCACUAAUGAUGGAUGCUCAGCCAGAAAUGGUGUUUGCUUGACGGCCAUUUCCUGGCCAGGGAUACUUUGGAAUUGUUUCAGGGGUAAGAACUCCUAUAAUGGGAGUGGUUUGAAUGUGAAAGAUCCAUGGUGUCAUGUGACAUUCAGACUGUCCCUGUGACAGUAGAUGAUUUACUUUGCACAAUUUUGUGGCACAUCAUCAUGACUGAGUCGCUUAGCAAAUCAUAUUUUCAGAUUCACUUACCAACUGCUCCCAUGACACCAUAAGAAGAGGGAUCAACGCUCAAAACCGUAGCUGACUGCAAGAAUUUAGAAAUUUACCUGCGUAAAAACAUUCCUCAGCUGUGAUUCCGGCAUCAUUAUGCUUUAUAAGUGAAAGAAUAACGGUAUACAGGCAGAAGAAAUUUAAUCAGGAAAUGAAUGUCAUUUUGUUUUCAGGGGGUAAACUGAGAAAUAAAGGAUUGCAUGUUGAUUGGUUAACUUUUGAGAUGAACCGUCUUUAUUCACGGAUAUUAAAAUUUACAAAUAAAGGCUGCGGGUCAGGAAUGUUUCAGUCUGGAAAUGAACAGUCUUUGAGAGUAUUUCAAUUAGAAAACAAGGAUGUAAGUAAGGUCUGGAACAUUUAAAUUAAGUAAUAAAAACAACUUGAUCUGAAAUAUUUAAAUGAUAUUGUUGGUGAGUUUUGAAGUAUUUACACUGGAAGAUAACCAUUGUGGAUGUGGAAUAUUUAAAUUAAGGAAGUGUUUUGUCCUGGUAGGGCGUCCCUAUCCUGAACAGAAGGCCCCAGGGUCGGAGUGGUGGCUCUGAUGCUAAGGAUCUGCUCUGGUAUUUGGAAGGUUACCAAUUCAAAUCCCGUUACUACUAGAAGGGAUCCUAUUCCGUUGGGCCUUUGAGCAAGGUACUUAGCCUGAGAAUUGCUCCAGGGUCAUUUGUACAAUGGCUGACCCUGUGCUCUGUCCCCCAAAGGUCAUGCAAAAAGACAGUGUUCCCUUGGGGAUUAAUAAAGUAUAUCAAAUCAAAAAUCAAA